AUGCAGGGCAUCUUUCCCACCAAAGCUUCUGCAUCGGUCACUACUUCUCAAGUCACCGUAUCCUCGUCUCCUUCUCCCCCAGAGUCCUCAUCCAAGACCCUUACCACCCCCGAGCUCGACCAAUCUCCCGUCCUGGGUUCGCCUUGCUCUUCGGGAUCAGUCCGCAAGAACAAACGGCCUCCUCCGGUCAAGAUACCUCAGUCUCAAUAUUCCCCGCCGAUUCCACCACAUCAAACGUUUUCGCACGGAUCCAUCGUAUCUGAGCAGCCCGAUGUGACCAGCGAGGACGAAGACAUCCCCAUCUAUUUCGGAGAUCUUCCUGCACACCUCUCCGGGCGUCGACCUAGUCCUGGCAUUCCACUGGACGCGAGCUACGAACAUUGCGGCUUCCUCUCGUCUCGAUCGAGCUCCUUUGGCAACUGUCUACCUACCUCGCCUUUGCCCAAGCUAUCUGCGGGUUUGACAGAGUCAGGAUCGUACCGUCAUCCUCUCGAACAGCUCGACUAUACCAAAGACACCACUGUCAUCAAAGGAUUUUACGGUCCGAUCAAUCCGUUUGCGGCCAGUGCACCCACGACGUGCAAGAUCAAUCCUCUAGUCGCCGUCACUCCGCCUGUCGAAGCUAUAGGUCUGGGUCUACUAUCUUCCCAUACUCGAAAGCGUCCACCUCCGAGAGAUAUCACUUCUAUCAGCCUCGAUAAAGGAUACGGCAAAACCUUGAAAGGGUUACCUCCGGGAGGCCUUUCCGUACCCGCUUCUUUGCAGACGUCGAAAUUGCGCAGAGAGAUCGGCGGCCUUGGGCAUAUCAGGUCCAACUCGAACGAUUCUACAUUUACCGUCUCGGCUUACGAAGGCCUUCCUUCGGACACGCCACAACAGAACAGCGUCUCCCGGUUUGGUUCCCAGUUGGGGGACGAUCAAACUCUGCUAGCCCGACGACACAUGCUCCUCACCGACCAGAUCUCACCGAAAAGCGUCUGCCCUCCGCCUCCGUAUCCGGAACAGGAGCAGCGAUCGAGAACAAAGACGGAACCCACCCCGACAUCCCCCACUUCAUCGACCCAUGCGGAGGCCGGAUUCUUCCUCUCACAGAUGGACAGUUACCUCGCCCAACACGCGGAAAACCAUCAUCCUUUCAAAGCUCAGAUCCGCGUGCCUCAAUUCGGGAGUUACGAAGCCCCAGCCCGAUCUGAGAAACCGACGUUGAUGCUCGACACCUCAUGCCUCCUGCCUUCCAAGCAAGCUCGGAGCGCUAUCGAGGCGACGACGAACCGCCGCAUCAGUCAUCUGAGAAACAACUCGGGUCCCGGUCAGACUGCUUCAGCAUCGGCCCUAGCUUCAGCCUCAGCUUGGACCCCACUCCGCCGAGAUUUCGACCAGAGCACUACCAUUCAAUUACACAUCGAUCAGGAGAACUACCGCACCCAACAGCCCAUAUUCAAGUAUACCCGUACGCGGAGCGCCAAAGCGUUUCAGGCGCGACCUAACGGACGGCCUCACACCGCGGGAAGUGUAAGGGAUACGGGAAAGCAGCCUUUUGCCGAGACGGGCUGCGUGGAAUUUCGGAUGGAGAAAAAAGAAUUGUGGCCGUACCAUUAUUCGGCUCUGGAACCGCUGCCGACCGUGCGCAGGAUCUUGAUCAACGGGGACGUGAAACACAACUACAUCAAACGCCGUGUUUCCCUCGGACUGCGUACCAACGGUGUAUACCAAGUCUUUGGGACUCACGAGAAGGGCGAGGUAGAAUGGAAAUUUGAAUACGUCGUUGAAGAUAGGCGUUCGGAAGCCACGGGCAAAGCCAUCAGCGGGGAGAGGGUCAUCAUGCCCCUGACGUUUUCGUGCACACCCGACUUUCUCGAUAGCAAUCCAGCCAUGCGGACGGGAUUUGUCGGCAAGGUCAGGAGGACGGUCACCCCUCCCGUCUUUGCGACCCGAGUCCCACCGCCCAGCUUGAGCGCCACAUCGAGCGAUCAGUCGCCGUCUCGGACCGGGCGCAAGACCCCGUUGUUCUCUUUCUCCAGGACAGACAGCUCGAUCUCCACCGAUCAAACCUCCCCCGCAAGUCAACAUCACGACAGCCCACAAGAUACUACCCGACCGCUCCGUUCGAAAAUCUCCGCUUCUCUACUGCCCUUUGGAAGCAAAUCCAAGCGCCCAUCCACCGCCCAGCCUCGCAUGCCGUCUAGCCCGCUCUCCCCGUUAGCCACGAGCGUGUCGGUCAGCUCGAUCAGUCCCGGUCGAAAACUCUCGUCGAACAGCGAUACGAAAAGCAAUCUUGGGUCCAGGUCGCCGGAGACCUCUUUCAUCUCGCUCGACGCUGGCGUCACGCCGUUACUACCCAGCCAAAAGUCAGCUGGAUUUAUAGCCAGAUGGACGCCCAAAUCCAUUCUCAGAAAAAACGACCCGCCACAGCUGCUGGACACCAUUGAAAGACUGUGGCGCCUGCCAGACCACGAACGACCGUGA
Molecule: messenger RNA, 2466 nt
Organism: Filobasidium floriforme
Lineage: Eukaryota; Fungi; Basidiomycota; Tremellomycetes; Filobasidiales; Filobasidiaceae
Exons: 4
Coding region: 1-2466 (821 amino acids)
Source: RefSeq, a predicted model, not a curated record